Messenger RNA from Helicoverpa armigera (cotton bollworm), 1635 nucleotides. Its product is annotated as U6 small nuclear RNA (adenine-(43)-N(6))-methyltransferase. The transcript is spliced from 7 exons. Gene Ontology annotation, biological process: rRNA base methylation. Gene Ontology annotation, cellular component: nucleus. NCBI's taxonomy places the organism in Eukaryota, Metazoa, Arthropoda, Insecta, Lepidoptera, Noctuidae. Bases 174 to 1619 code for a protein of 481 amino acids. Gene Ontology annotation, molecular function: 23S rRNA (adenine(1618)-N(6))-methyltransferase activity. The record is from RefSeq and is a predicted model, not a curated record.
UAAGUGGCAUGGAAACCAAUGGAAACUUGCGAAGUUGCGAUUUUCAAGACAAGUUCAGUUCACUUCACAAGUUCUGAUUCAAUUUUUAAAAGCUAUAUUAUUUUAUUAUUUUGCACAAGUUAUUGAUAGUUUGCGUUGUGAAACGGAAAAAGAUUUUACGUGGUCAACAAACGAUGGCUCUGAAUAAAUAUAUGCACCCCCGUAAUAUUUACAAAACACCACCAGAUUUUGGAAAGUUAACAAAAUUAUUUUCAGAAUUUUCUGCUAUAUCCAAAGUGGAUGUCACAGGCAAAAUCACGAUUGAUUUCAAAGAUCCACAUUCACUGCGAAUACUUACAAAAUGUCUUCUGAAAUCAGAUUUCAAUUUAGACGUUGACAUUCCUGAGGAUAGAUUAGUUCCAACACUGCCUUUAAGGCUUAAUUACAUACUAUGGAUUGAAGACUUACUUGAAUCAAUUCAACGAAGAGACAAUAUAAAGGGGAUAGACAUAGGUACAGGCGCAUGUGCCAUUUACCCAUUGUUAGCUGCAGUAAAAAACAAAUGGAACUUUCUAGCAACAGAGAAGGAUUCUGAAAGUUUAUCUAAGGCUCAAGAAAAUGUUCAAAAGAAUAACUUACAAGAAAUCAUUCAAUUGAAGAAGAACACAACGCAGUCUAUAAUAUCACAUGUUUUUAGUGACAAGCCUAAUCAAGAAUUUGAUUUCUGUAUGUGCAACCCACCAUUCUACAGUACUUUACAAGAAUUAUAUGAAUCAAGGAGUCCAGCUAGAUUACCUCCAAAGAAUGGCUUUACAGGAUCACCACAAGAGUUAAUCACUGAAGGUGGAGAAUUGGAAUUUUGUAGACAACUCAUUAAAGAGAGCAAAAUGUACAAAGAAUGUAUGAACAUAUUUACUACAAUGGUGGGUCAUAAAUAUAAUGUCAGUGUUUUAAUACAACAAUUAAAAUUUGAGGGAAUCAAACACACCCACACUGAGUUCUGCCAGGGUCGAGUUACCAGGUGGGGGCUAGCUUGGACUUUCAAGGAUUACGAUUUGAUUAAAUUGGUGCCUCCAAGAGACAAACCAAGAAAGAAACAUACACCAACAAUCUAUGUGCUGCCCGAAUUACCAAAUAGUGACAAUAAAACGGACAUAGCACUAAACAAAAUAAAAGAGAUACUUGAUAAAUUAGAUAUAACAAAUAACUUGAUUGAUAAGCGUGGUAAAAAUGUUACACUAGAUAUAGUUGCACAUACCAAUACUUGGUCAAAUCAGAGGCGUAAAAGAAGACUGGAAAGAAGAAUAGAAACUGUCGCCAAAAUAACUAAACCCAAUGAAGAAAAAGAUGAGGAACAUAAAACUAAAUUGAAUAGUGAAUCAGUUUUAGGUUCUGAUUCACCAGCUUCAACCAGAGAUGAUGAAAGUGUAUGCAGUCAAGAUAUAUCAUUUGAUAGUUAUGUAGAUGAUCAGUUGGUUGACUCUGUACAAGUAUGUAAGAGACAACCACUUGUACAUGCCUUUUUGAAAUUGGUAAAAAAAGAAAAUAAUACUCUACUUGAACUUGAGUAUCUUGAUGGUAAUGCGGGCAAAGAAGGUUUGCAUCAAAUUGCGCAAUACAUAAAAAACAACUGGAAAUAAAUGUGUGGUUUUAUAA